Molecule: messenger RNA, 2369 nt
Organism: Dicentrarchus labrax (European seabass)
Lineage: Eukaryota; Metazoa; Chordata; Actinopteri; Moronidae
Gene: asb8
Product: ankyrin repeat and SOCS box containing 8
Exons: 4
Coding region: 222-1091 (289 amino acids)
Biological process (GO): intracellular signal transduction
Molecular function (GO): protein binding
Source: RefSeq, a predicted model, not a curated record
UUCCGCCUACGAGUGUCGAUUGUUCCUCUCAUCUUGGUGCUAACGUUAGCUCGUUAGCUAGCAUUAGCUAACUUGCUACCAGCCGGUGAAAACGUAGCCCAGGAUAUGUUUUUGUUUUUCUCUUAAACCAGCCCGUCAGCGACGGCUCUCUAGUCAAGUAGCUAUUGUGAUCUUGUGCCGUUGUGUCACCCCUGCCCGGGUGCCAUGGUCCUCAGUUACACAUGAGCUCUACUAUGUGGUACAUCAUGCAAAGCAUUCAAAGUAAAUACUCCUUGUCUGAGCGGCUCAUCCGCACCAUCGCAGCCAUCCGCUCAUUCCCACACGACAAUGUGGAGGAUCUCAUUCGUAAGGGAGCUGAUGUGAACCGGAUGCAUGGCACACUUAAGCCCCUGCACUGUGCCUGUAUGGUCGCUGAUGCUGACUGCGUGGAGCUGUUGUUGGAGAAAGGGGCAGAGGUGAAUGCUUUGGACGGAUAUAACCGCACAGCACUGCACUAUGCUGCAGAAAAGGAUGAGAGCUGCGUGGAGCUGCUGUUGGAGUACGGGGCCCAGCCAAAUGCCCUGGAUGGCAACAAGGACACCCCACUUCACUGGGCCGCCUUCAAAGAUAACCCAGAGUGUGUGAGGGCUCUGCUGGAGAGCGGGGCCUGUCCCAAUGCACGGGACUACAACAAUGACACGCCUUUGAGUUGGGCAGCAAUGAAAGGCAACUUGGAGAGUGUCAAAGUACUAUUAGACUAUGGAGCCCAGGUCCAUGUGACCAACCUGAAGGGCCAGACCCCUAUUUCCCGACUGGUGGCUCUGUUGGCCCGGGGCCUGGGCACUGAACAGGAGGAGGAGUGCCUAGAGCUGCUGUGCCGAGCGGCAGGGCGAUUUGAGAUACGACGGGCUGACGGCACCCUUCCCAGGGAGCUGAGUAAGGAUCCCCAGCUCCUGGCGAGGCUGACCAACAUGGUGGCUCAGGCUCCUACGCUUCGCUCUCUGGCACGCUGUGCUGUCCGGCAGAGUCUUGGAGUCCAGUUCCUCCCAACUGCUGUAAAAGAGCUUCCUUUACCAGAGACUAUCAAAGACUAUUUACUGCUGAGGGACUGAGGUGAUGAAACCAUUAGACAGCUCAUCACAUUGCAUUUAUUGGCAAGAAAAGUCAGUUGAAACAUAGGAUAUUGUCUGACAGUGGCCCUCAUUAAUCAAACCUUCUUGCAAAUGAAUAUAGAUUUGUGCACCGGGAAAAACCUCUUCUAGUCUUUUUUUAAUUAUCUAGUGGUUGCACAACAUCUAAAUGAGCAGAUUGUUAAGUUUGAUAAGUGUCAGUUGUUGGACAAAGACUGCACCAGUCCAUGUUUUUUUUAAUUUCUCGCCCCACCAUGUAUGCAUUACAGAAAUUAACAACAUCGGGAUUGUUGGGCUACAACAACAACAUGAAGCUAGUUGUCUUCAAUCAUCCAUCUGUUCAUAAAGAGCCAGUGCAUCUUUCAAAUUUUAACUAGGUUUAUUAAAAAACAAAUUGUAUGCAAAAUUCACGAUUAUGUAUUGAAUAUUACAUUUUAAAAUGUAAAUGUUAUUGAGUUUGGUGUUAAAAUUAGUAUAUUCUCAUUGUAAGAUUAGAUUUAAAUGUACGAGGUUUAAUGAAUGAGGGAUAAUGUCUGAUGAUGCAGGCUGUCCAGUAAUUCUGUCACAAGAUGCAGUUCCUGAAGUAGUGCUCGGGAACGAAUGCUAUGUAGUUAGUAUGAUAGUUGAAGUGGCCAUCUCUCUCUCAAUGACGUCCCAGUGAACUCACAAUGCAAGGAAUUUUGAAAUACCAAUAAACAAAAAAAUAAAAAAUAAAUAUAAAGAUUGUUAUGUAGAAGCAACAAAAAGUUGCAGAAUAAUAUAAUUGAUUUGACAGAUUGGUUCACACUCUCUAAUUUUGCCUCCAUCUAGUCCUCUGAAAAUGUUCAACGCUGAUAAAAGUGAUGUCAACAUGCCUGCUGUCAUUUCCUAUUUAUUUGGGCUUUAUUUUAAUGAAGGGUGCAGUUGCAGUUGCCAAGAGGGAAUAAAAUGCUCUUGUUUUUUUUUAACAGUGGACGUUUUCAAGGGUGCUCCCUCGUCCAGAAUUUUGCAGCAUAUACUUUAUUUUAAAUUAAUGUUAGAACCAUGAAAUAGCAUGAAUACUAAGUUUUUGUCCUUGAACAAAUCACUAAAUAAGCUUGCAAAAUGUAUUUACGUUUGUUAUGGCAUCUGUCUAAAAUCUGACCUUUUCUGUGCUUGAUUUUGUUUUGAUGCUUGUUCUGUAUAAACAUUAACCCCUUAGAUCAUGUCUAGUGUACAGCAAAAGUGCUUUUUUUUCUUUGUCAACGUAAUGAAAGUAAAUGCCUUUACAGUAUAUCCAAA